Messenger RNA from Lycium barbarum (goji berry), 2635 nucleotides. Its product is annotated as plant intracellular Ras-group-related LRR protein 4-like. NCBI's taxonomy places the organism in Eukaryota, Viridiplantae, Streptophyta, Magnoliopsida, Solanales, Solanaceae. Gene Ontology annotation, molecular function: protein binding. Bases 613 to 2295 code for a protein of 560 amino acids. The transcript has 4 exons. The record is from RefSeq and is a predicted model, not a curated record.
CCUAUGACGGAUGUCGUUGGAUUUUCCACAGAACCAAACAAGGCUCAUUUUCUUCUCUUUAGAUAACUCAUCCUUUUUCUUCCUUCCUCUCUCUGUGUUCUCCAGGUUUCUCUUACAGUUUCACAAACAUUGUUGAUUUAUCUCGAAGAGAAAAAGCCACUGAAUAGAGUGAGUGAAUGAAUUUUCUUUCCUUAAGUGGAGUUUGGAGCUUUAUCAGUGCAAAGUUUUGCUUUUCAAUUUUCUUUUUUUUUUCCCCCUUCCUUUUUUUGUGGGUUUUUUUUUUUUUUUUUUUUUUUUUUUUCAUUUUUAUGAGUGUUUUUUGCGUGUUUUCAAUAUAGGAAAAUACGGCGAAAAAUAAGCUUUACUAUGCAUGUCUUCAUGUGGGUAAAAGGUUUGAAUUGCUGUCAUCGUUAAUUGGCGCUUUCUAGAAACUUGUAGAUAAGAAAGAAAACUAAGCUACGGUUUUUUCAUUUUUCUUGAUCUAGUGAUUUCGUCUUUGUUAUUUUUGGCUUCGAAAAAUACGGUGUUUUUGUCCUGAGUUGUUAAUUAAUUUUGAAUUAAAAUUCUUCUGGGUGUUUCUUGUUUUCGAGAAAUUUCAGAAAAAAUAUUGAAAUGGGGUCAUCAGGAAUGUCAAUUGACGAGAUUGUCCAAGAAAUUAUGAGAAUUCAUGGAUCUUUACCGACUAGACCAUCCAUUGAUGAAGUUGAAGCUGCAAGAGAUUUAAUUGGAAACCUGGAGAAAGAAGAUCAGUUGAAAUUAGAUGCUAUUUCCAGGCAAAAUAAAAGGAAAGGUGUUCCAGAAGAACUGUUCAAAAUUUUACAAGAGAUGCAGAGAAACAUGGUUCAUUUUCAAAGUAAAGAACAAAAAAGGGACGCUUUGAAACUGUUAGAUCUUGAGAAUGUUUACUGUGUGUUCGACGAAUUGGUUCAAAGAGCUUCGAAAUGUUUGCCUUCUAAUAAUUCCAAUGGUUUAUCUUCGACGACUUCCAGCAGCAGCAACUUAAUUUCACCGGCAACGACCGCGACUGCGACUACGGCUACUUCUUCAUCGAGUUUUUAUAACGGGAAAUCGCCUGUUAAAGCGUCUGAACUGUAUAGUAGAGAUGACAGUUACUUGAAUAAGGCAAAAGCUACGUUUCUUGUUGAUGGAAUUGGUGCUGGGCUUCGAUCUGGAGAUGCUUAUUCAUCUGGCCCCAAAAUUGUUGAUUCCACCUUAAAGCCAGCAACUAGUGGUCAAGACGGUGAGAAAUUAAGUUUGAUUAAGCUUGCUAGUAUGAUUGAAGUUUCAUCGAAAAAAGGAAGUCGAGAGCUUAUGCUUCGGAGUAAAUUGUCCGAUCAAGUAGAAUGGAUUCCAGAUUCUAUAGGGAAGCUAUCAAGUUUGAUCACUUUGGAUCUGUCUGAGAAUCGAAUUACUGUCCUACCCACCACCAUAGGGGGGCUUUCAUCAUUGCAAAAGCUAGAUUUGCACUCAAACAAAAUUGUUGAGCUGCCUGAUUCCAUUGGAGAUCUGCUUAACUUGGUCUAUCUUGAUCUAAGUGGUAAUAACUUGAAGUUAUUGCCCGCGAGUUUUGCUAGGUUAGCUCGCCUUGAAGAACUUGAUAUGAGCUCUAACAGCCUGUCAGUACUCCCUGAGACAAUUGGCUCCUUAGUAAGUCUUAAGAAAUUGAUUGUGGAAACUAAUAACCUUGACGAACUUCCACACACUAUUGGUCAAUGUACUUCUCUCAAAGAGCUUCGUGCGGACUAUAACCGGCUUAAAGCUCUUCCGGAAGCAGUGGGACGAAUCGAGUCUUUGGAGGUUCUGUCUGUGCGUUACAAUAACAUCAGGCAAUUGCCCACAACUAUGUCAGCCCUUACAAGUUUGAAAGAGCUCAAUGUUAGUUUCAAUGAAAUCGAAGCAGUGCCUGAGAGCUUGUGCUUUGCUACUAGCUUGGUAAAGCUGAACAUUAGCAACAAUUUUGCAGACCUUAGAUCACUACCAAGGUCCAUUGGGAACCUUGAGUUGCUUGAAGAAUUGGACAUGAGUAACAACCAGAUACGAGUUCUUCCAGACUCAUUUAGGAUGCUCUCAAGUUUGCGGGUCCUUAAAACCGAUGGAAAUCCUUUGGAAGUGCCACCAGGAAACAUCCUUGAGAAGGGAGCACAGGCUGUUGUUAAAUAUAUGGGUGAUCUGGUUGCCAAUCGGGAUGUGAAGGCGCAACCCGUGAAGAAGAAGAAGAAAUCAUGGGCUCAAAUAUGCUGCUUUUCAACAUCCAACAAACGUCAGCGCAAUGGUACGGACCAUGUUAAUGCCUGAAGUGCUGCAGCUUCGAUACAAAUGUUUGAACAACACUAUCUAUAUCUGGGAUAUAAGGGUAACGCCUCACAUGCUCUGUGUUAUCCGUUGUAGGAAAUGAGCUGGAAGAUAGCUGCCAUUUCAGUUGAAUUCAACCAAUUUUGCCAGCGAAAUUCAUCAACUUUCUUGUUGUUCCAGAUCUUGCUCUAGUCAUUGCCACGUGUUUUUUUUAUUCUCAUUUUGUUUCAUUCUAUGUAAUUCUUUUAAUGCUCUUUGCUGUAUUCAGCUGUAAACUUUUCCUCGAUUAUGUAAAAUGAGAUGUACAAUCUAUCAUACCCGGCAGACGAAGAAAUUCUUAUCC